AUGUACUUACUAGUGUAUGUUGAUGAGAUUAUCAUCACUGGCAGCAACUCUGCUCUGCUUAAUACCAUUAUUCACAAGAUGAAUUCUGCCUUCUCUCUCAAACACCUUGGUGACUUAGAUUACUUCCUUGGCAUUGAAGUCAAGAAAAUUGCUCAGGUAUUUGUGCUGCUUACACAAACUAAGUACAUUAGGAACUUACUGAAUAAGACUCACAUGGAUGAAUCUAGUCCUAUUAAUUCCCCUAUGAAGUCAUCUUGCAAGCUCACCAAACAUGGCUCCCCUACCAUAGUUGUUCCCUUUAUGUACAGAUCAGUAGUAGGAGCUCUUCAGUAUGUCACCAUAACUAGACCUGAAAUUGCUUACUCAGUCAACAAAGUCUGCUAG
Vicia villosa (hairy vetch) is the source of this 384-nucleotide messenger RNA. RefSeq lists its product as uncharacterized. The record is from RefSeq and is a predicted model, not a curated record. The transcript has a single exon. The coding region runs from base 1 to 384 and encodes 127 amino acids. Lineage: Eukaryota; Viridiplantae; Streptophyta; Magnoliopsida; Fabales; Fabaceae.